This is a messenger RNA of Carcharodon carcharias (great white shark), 2623 nucleotides long. RefSeq names its product germ cell-less, spermatogenesis associated (gene gmcl1). Gene Ontology annotation, biological process: germ cell development. The transcript has 14 exons. The record is from RefSeq and is a predicted model, not a curated record. The coding region runs from base 75 to 1553 and encodes 492 amino acids. Lineage: Eukaryota; Metazoa; Chordata; Chondrichthyes; Lamniformes; Lamnidae. Gene Ontology annotation, molecular function: protein binding.
UCCCUCCCUCCAGGCGAGCGGCGCUGACAAGAUGGCGGGCGGCCGGAGCGGGAGGCGGUAGCGGUGAAAGGGAAAUGGGCGCUCUGGGCAGCAGGCUGGCGGGCGGCUCUCGGCCCUCGGAGUGCGAGUGCGAGCGGAGGAAGCGCAAGCGGCAGCGGCGGGACGACGACGACGACGAGGAGGAGGAGAGGACGGAGAGCGAGGCCCGGGAGGCGGGCGGGCCGCGGAGGAAAAAGCUGAAAAGCACGUCCAAGUACAUUUAUCAGACUCUCUUCCUCGCUGGAGAAAAUAGUGAUAUCACUAUUUGUGCGCUGGGACAGGAAUGGCACCUCCAUAAAAUCUACCUGUGUCAGUCUGGCUACUUUUCAAGUAUGUUCAGUGGAUCAUGGAAGGAAUCAAACAUGAGCUAUAUCGCACUGGAGAUCCCAGAUCAGAACAUCGACACUGAGGCACUGCAAGUGGCGUUUGGCUCGUUGUAUCGAGACGAUGUCUUAAUCCAUCCCAGUCGGGUGGUGACAAUUCUGGCAGCAGCCUGCAUGCUUCAACUGGACGCUUUGAUUCAGCAAUGUGGAGAGAUCAUGAAGGAGACCAUCAGUUCCAAAUCUGUCUGCAGCUUCUAUACAGCAGCUGGAACUUACGGACUGGACUCAGUAAAGCAAAAGUGUCUUGAGUGGCUUUUAAACAACCUGAUGACGCAUCAAAGCGUGGAGCUGCUGAAAGAUCUGAGCACAGGUCUGAUGGAGAAGUUGAUCAGCUCUCCAGACUUGUUUGUGAUGCAGGUGGAGAUGGACGUGUACACUGCACUAAAAAAGUGGAUGUUCCUUCAACUAGUGCCCUCCUGGAACGGUCCUUUGAAGCAGUUGUUAACUGAUGCAGAUGCCUGGUUCUCCAAACGUAGGAAAGAAAGCUGCAACUGCAGUAGUUUCCUGGUCACAGAGCAAGGACAGAAGUUUGCUGGUGUCUUUCGUCACAUUCGCCUACAGUAUGUCAUCAAUGACCUGAUAUCUGCUAAAAUUAUUGAGCGGGACAUGAUUAUUCCUUCAGGCUGGCUUUCUGCAGUGUACAAGCAACAGUGGUUUGCCAUGCUUAGAACUGAACAGGACAAUGAUUUGGGGCCAAAGGAAAUCAACAAGGAAGAGUUUGAGCUACACAGCAUGCGAUGUGGAAGAAAACUGGCAAAAGAUGGUGAUUACUGUUGGCGAUGGACUGGCUUCAGCUUUGGCUUUGACCUGCUGGUUACAUACUCGAAUCGAUUUAUCAUAUUCAAAAGGAACAGCCUGAGCCAGCCAUGCAAUGGGGCCAUUAGCCUGCUUCCUCGUAGGAAUAUUGCCUUCAGAUUAAGACUGGCAUCUUUUGACAGCAGUGGAAAAGUGAUUUGUAGUCGAGCAGUGGGAUACCAGGUUCUAUCAUUGGAAAAAGACCAGGAACAGAUUGUACUGAAUCUUGACAGCAGGCUUCUGAUGUUCCCACUCUACAUCUGCUGCAACUUCCUUUAUACAUCAGCAGAGACCAAACCUGAGCUUGAUGAGCAGCCAGUACACAGCGAGAACUGAGAGUGGCAGCCUCUCAGGUAUCUCUGUCUGAGAGGAGAACUGCCCAGCAUGGAGACCAGCACUUCUCCAGGAGCAGGCUCAAACUGGUUGGAAGUGGUGUUGGAGAGCACUGUCCUACCAGCUCAGUCCAUCUGCUUGUUUGGGGAAAUACCAUCGAGAAUGAUCAGCUGCAUCUCCCAUUUUGCGCUUUGUACUGUCAACUGCAACACUUAUUCAACAAUUGCGUCCUGGCAUGAUCAAGGCUAGAUUGGAGACUUGCAGUGAAGUGUAUGGAAACUGGCACAAUCGGCCAUGCAUCCAAAUGAACUUGUCCUCGCCUCGCUGUCUCCAAACUGCUGGGUCGAAUAACUAUUGAAACAGCAGUGAAACUUGCAAUCGGGCGAAUGUUUGCUAGCCUUCAGAUAUUGCCCUGUGCAGACGUCAAUCACCAACAGGAAUGAGAACUUGAACUAUUAUUUCCCUCCCUCCCAGAUUUUUCCCACAUGGCCUCAGAGCAUUGCCAACACCUCCUCAUUCCGGGGCUGGUGCACAGGCAGCCCCUGGAACCCCUGGCUCAAAUGUCCCAAAGCGAGUUUGGGAGAGGUUGGCAGCAGAGACUACAGAUCACAAGAUGGGGGAACCUGAAAUCAGCAAACGCUUCCAGUUUAUGUGCAGGCGCUGGAGACAGCCGAUUUCUUUUAUCUGUCUCCCUGUCCCCAUCCCACUCCCCCAGCCCGACGCAGGGGCAUCGAGAGGGGGUGUGACCCCCAGGACCCAGUCAGCUGUGUGUAGCUUGGAUAUAUCGAAGGGGUGCGGGGAAACUGUCUCAUCUUCCAUUUCGAAACUGGGGCCAGCGAAGCAGCAUCAGACAACAUCUUGAUGCCCUCCCUCCCUGUCCCAAAGAAUAUGGUUUAGAAAGAGCAGCUUUGUCCAGCUGAAACCCUCCGUGCACCAUUUUAACACAGCACUUCGUCCCAGGAACUGCUACAGCAUCCUCAACAGGUAGCAGAUUGUAGAUACAAGUGUUAUUUUUUAGAUCAUGACACUGUCCAGUCCGACUUGGUAAAUAAAUAUAAAUCCUACUCAAUGAA